This is a messenger RNA of Prunus armeniaca (apricot), 891 nucleotides long. The record is from the annotation of a GenBank genome assembly. Lineage: Eukaryota; Viridiplantae; Streptophyta; Magnoliopsida; Rosales; Rosaceae.
AUGGCUGUAGAAACCAAAUUCCAACACUCGUUUGGAGGAACUGGAUGCCUCAAGCAUACCUCCGAAUUUGUUAGUGACCAUGAGCGGCAUGUUGACAUUGAACUAGUUGAGAGCAUCUCACAAGGUGCGGAGAAUACACUUCCUACUCCUACUCCUAGGAUGUCCAGCGUAGCUGCCUACACUGUCAUGCGCCUUCCAGUAAUGCAGCCUCAUGCUCCUCUCUUAGGGACAUCCGACACAGCUGCCGACAUUGCCCCACAGCUUCUAGCAGUGCUGCCUCCUACUCCUUCUUGCUUGGGCACACGUGACACAGUCGCCAACACUUCUCCACAGUUUCCAGCAGUGCUACCUCCUACUUCUUCUUGCUUGGGCACACGUGACACAACCGCCGACACUUCUCCACAGUUUCCAGCAGUGCUAUCUCCUCCUUCUUGCUUGGGCACACGUGACACAUUUCCAGCAGUGCUACCUCCUCCUUCUUGCUUGGGCAUACCCGACACAGCUACCGACACUUUUCCACAGUUUCCAGCAGUGCAACCUCCUACUCCUUGCUUGCCUCCUACUCCUUGCUUGGGCGCACCCGACACAACUGCCGGCACCUCUCCACAGUUUCCAGCAGUGCUACCUCAUACUCCUUGCUUGGGCACACCCGACACAGCCGCCGACACUUCUCCACAGUUUCCAGCAGGGCUACCUCCUACUCCUUCUAGCUUGGGCACACCCAACAUAGCUUUCGGCACCUCUUCACAGCUUUCGGCAGUGCUACCUCGUGGUGAGAUUAUUGAUUACAGCCACAAGAACAGUGAUGCUCUCACCUCUAUAGGGCAUUUAUCCGAGAGAAACAUGUUUUGUCGAGAUUGGGAGAAUUCUUUCAUCGUUAUGACUUUGUAA